UUAAAGUUCUGCAGUAUUUUGGGUCACAUUGUUAAGUGAGACAAAGGGGUAAAGAACUAAUGUGACAGUUUUCCUGGGAAUUAAGAAAUCAAUCCAGUGAAUUAAGAAGAGACAUUGGAAAAACAGAAGAUGUGAAGAAAACUACGGAGAAGAUGUGAAGUGUUUGUAUUACUGAAAUCCUAAACAUGAGGUGAGCCAAAGAUGCUCAUUCCUAAAACCCAGCCACCACACCUAUGAAGAGGCCAACCUGGAGAGUACAGAGGUCCCCAGCAAGCAGCCCUGGCUGCGCUCUAAGCAGAAGUCAGCAUCAACUGUGUGAGUCAUCCAACUUGAAGGAGCUGCUCAGGUCCAGUGUAUUUCAAGGAACAGAAAUAUAAAGGAAAUCUAGUAUGCUUCCAUUUUUCCCAUGAAGAAUAUUUGCAUUAAGUUUUCUUUACCUCUUGAAAGAAUAUCUGUUCUUGCAUAACCUGUGACUGCUCCAGAUAUUCUGAGAAAGCAGCAAGAAGCAAAAGCUGGAAAUAGCUAUUUCACAGCAGGUAAUCAUACCUCAGGAUGUAGCUACUGUACAAAGUUUAUACUUGGAUAAUCCUGGAUGGGAAUAAAGGUGGGGGGUAACUGCCUGAAAAACCUAUUACUAUACAGGCCUUAGCAUCAUGAAUGGCUUUCUUCAUGAGGAUCUGAAGUUACUAUCUCUGACCACAUUGAACAGAAGAGCCAAUAAGAAUUUCAAAGAGAGCAAUUUCCACUAAGGGAAUUAAGCUACACAAAAGGAACCUUCACACAGAAACUCUAUAAGAAAGGAAAAAAAAUAGGAAGCCAUGUGUUCUACAUAGUAACAGGAAACUGAAUUGUUUCUGGUCCCUACUUUAAUGAGCUUGCCCACCAUGCUGAACCGCAGCUGGAAUGUUCAUUGACAACAGCAAGCCUGAUCUGGAGGUGUGUGCGGCAUAGAAUUACUUGAAUAAACAGUGAAGAACAUUUCCAAGGACUAAACAAGAGUUUAUAAGUCCCAGCCCCUCACCAGGAAAAUAAUAUAUGUGCAUUGGAUUUUCACUCACGCAAAAUUUACUCACAUCGUUCAAUAAGGUAGGAAAAAUAUUAAAGUCUUAUUUUCAUGCCUGAAAUUAUAAAGGCUAAUUAAUACCUAAAGGUGCAGAAGAAAUUAUAUUACACACUAGAUAAGUAUAAAUCUAUAAUUCUCCACCCAUGGAGAAAGGGGAAUCAUAUUUUAGAUUAGAACUUGAAGAAAGAUAAAUGCAUUGUGAAAACAUGUUAUGAGCUAGAAUAUAAUGAAAAAUGUUCAUAAAGCCAUUAUACCAUGUAGUACAAAACAUACAGUAAAAUAGGAAAAAAAGAGUUAGUUUAACAUGAAAUGGAAUUUUCCACUUAGAUAAGACAGAUGUAUUAGUUAUAUAAAUCAUUCCUUCCCAAAAGUAAAUGAAAACAAUCCCUUCUUAUUUUCGUGCUAGAAAUGCCUAUCUCACAAUGUUAAUAUUAAUAAUCAAAGAAAAAUAACAUCAAUAAUAAAAGCAAACAAUUGACUUAACUGGGAUUCAGGAUCUCCAGAGGUGUGUAAUUAUUACAUAGUAUGAGAAUAGAUCUUUUUAUUACAGAUUUCUGUACUUGUACAGCUUACCAUGUAAAAAGCAGAUAUAAAUUUUUGGUUUUUAAGAAUAGUAACAUGAUUAUCUUUAAAUAUAACAAAUCAUAUUCCUAUGUGUCAAUUCAUUAUGAAUAUUAAGGAAAAAUUAGAAAUCUGACAAGCUUGGCCAAUUGUCACAAAAUUAACAUAAAAGUGCUAUGAGAAUGGUUUAAAACAUUCAAUAAAACUAUAUUAAACUUUCAAAGUUAAAUAGAUUUGGCACAAAAUACUUCUUAAUACCAGAAAUAUUUAAGGUAAAAAUAUUGUAUGAUUAUGUUCAUCUUAGCUAGCAUGCAAAAAAAAAAAAAAAAACUCAGGAUGCAAGAAAAAAUUAAUAAAAAUGAUUAUUAGAUGUUUCAAUGUUCACAUCUAUUUUGAAUACUAUUUUAAGUAUGCUGGUCUGAUGGUUUUCUGUUGCUUUUUUUUUUUUUAAACUCACUCCACUUUAGGGCUCUGAAACUACCUUGUGUAAAGACCUCAACACUGCUGACCAUGAUCAGCCCAGCCUGGAGCGUCUUCCUCAUUGGGACUAAAAUUGGGCUGUUCCUCCAGGUGGCACCGCUAUCAGUUAUGGCUAAACCCUGUCCAUCUGUGUGCCGCUGUGAUGCCGGUUUCAUUUACUGUAAUGAUCGCUUUCUGACAUCCAUUCCAACAGGAAUACCAGAGGAUGCUACAACUCUCUACCUUCAGAACAACCAAAUAAAUAAUGCUGGGAUUCCAUCAGAUUUGAAAAACUUGCUGAAAGUAGAAAGAAUAUACCUAUAUCACAACAGUUUAGAUGAAUUUCCUACCAACCUACCAAAGUACGUCAAAGAGUUACAUCUGCAAGAAAAUAACAUAAGGACCAUCACUUAUGAUUCACUUUCAAAAAUUCCCUAUCUGGAAGAAUUACAUUUAGAUGAUAACUCUGUCUCAGCUGUUAGCAUUGAAGAGGGGGCAUUCAGAGACAGUAACUAUCUCCGCCUGCUCUUCCUGUCUCGUAAUCACCUUAGCACAAUCCCCUGGGGUUUGCCCAGGACUAUAGAGGAGCUCCGUUUGGAUGAUAAUCGCAUAUCCACUAUCUCAUCACCAUCUCUUCAAGGCCUCACUAGCCUAAAACGCCUGGUUUUGGAUGGAAACCUGCUGAACAACCAUGGAUUGGGUGAUAAAGUUUUCUUCAACCUAGUCAACUUAACAGAACUGUCACUGGUACGGAAUUCCCUGACUGCUGCACCAGUAAACCUUCCAGGCACAAACCUGAGGAAGCUUUAUCUUCAAGAUAACCAUAUCAAUAGGGUGCCCCCAAAUGCUUUUUCUUAUCUGAGGCAGCUGUAUCGACUUGAUAUGUCCAAUAAUAACCUAAGUAAUUUACCUCAGGGUAUCUUUGAUGAUUUGGACAACAUAACACAAUUGAUUCUUCGAAACAAUCCCUGGUAUUGUGGAUGCAAGAUGAAAUGGGUACGUGACUGGUUACAAUCACUACCUGUGAAGGUCAACGUGCGUGGGCUCAUGUGCCAAGCUCCAGAAAAGGUUCGAGGGAUGGCUAUCAAGGACCUCAAUGCGGAACUGUUUGAUUGUAAGGACAACCCGGUUGUAAGCACCAUUCAGAUAACCACUGGGACGCCCAAUACAGUGCAUCCUGCUCAAGGCCAGUGGCCAGCUCCUGUGACCAAACAACCAGACCCGAAGAACCCCAAACUCGCUAAGGACCAGCGAACCACAGGGAUUCCAGCAAGAAAAACAAUUAUCAUUACUGUGAAAUCUGUCACCUCUGACACAAUUCAUAUCUCUUGGAAACUUGUCCUACCUAUGACUGCUUUAAGACUCAGCUGGCUCAAACUGGACCACAGCCCAGCGUUUGGAUCUAUAACUGAAACAAUUGUAACAGGAGAACGCAGCGAAUACUUGGUCACAGCCCUGGAGCCUGAUUCACCCUAUCGAGUCUGCAUGGUUCCCAUGGAAACCAGUAACCUCUAUCUAUUUGAUGAAACUCCUGUUUGUAUUGAGACUGAAACUGCACCCCUUCGAAUGUACAACCCUACAACCACCCUUAAUCGAGAGCAAGAGAAAGAACCUUACAAAAACCCCAAUCUGCCAUUGGCUGCCAUCAUUGGCGGGGCUGUGGCCCUGGUGACCAUCGCCCUGCUUGCUUUGGUGUGCUGGUACGUUCACAGGAACGGAUCCCUCUUCUCACGGAACUGUGCAUACAGCAAAGGGCGGAGAAGAAAGGACGACUAUGCGGAAGCCGGCACCAAGAAGGACAACUCCAUCCUGGAAAUCAGGGAGACUUCUUUUCAGAUGUUACCCAUAAGCAGUGAACCCAUCUCAAAGGAGGAAUUUGUGAUACACACCAUAUUUCCUCCUAAUGGAAUGAAUCUGUACAAAAACAAUCACAGUGAAAGCAGUAGCAACCGAAGCUAUAGAGACAGCGGUAUCCCAGACUCGGAUCACUCACAUUCAUGAUGCAGGAGGACUUGCAGCAGACCAUGUUUCGGUUUUUAAACCUAAGGGAGGUGAUGGUAGGAGCCCUGUUCUACUGCAAAACACUGGAAAAAGAGACUGAGAAAAGCAAUGUACUGUACAUUUGCCAUAUAAUUUAUAUUUAAGAACUUUUUAUUAAAAGUUUCAAAUUUCAGGUUACUGCUGCGAUUGAUGUAGUGGAGAUGCCUGAACACAAUUCUAUAUUUUAGUAUUUUUUAGUAAUUUGUACUGUAUUUUCCUUGCAAAUAUUGAAGUUAUAAACCAUUUACUUUGUGUUCUACUGAGUAAGAUGACUUGUUGACUGUGAAAGUGAAUUUUCUUGCUGUGUUGAACAAUCAGGACUGCAUUCACAUGAGAUCCUUGUAGUAUAAGCACAGGCCAUUUUUCACUUUGGUAUUAAUAAAAUGUAAAAAAAAAAAAAAACUGGCUGAAUGAGAAAAAUUAAAUUUCAAAAAGUAGUUAUGAAAUAAUGUUCCAACUAUUAAAUUUGUAUUCCAGUGGUAUUUGAUAACCAAAAUAUGUGAAGUAAUGGGCAAUAUCAGACUUGCUGCAUAGCUCCAUUUUUAUGCUAAGUAAAUUAGACCUCCUUAAGAAAGUAAACAUUAUCUUCUAAACUGAAUACAUCAGUUGGCCUAAAAGGAGGGUGAAGUCUGCUGUUGUUAAUGCCAUAAUAAAGGACUUCACGAAAACAAUAAUGUAAGCGUGCUUCCAAGUGGGGGAAACUUGUACUUAGGAAAAAACACGAAAACUUAGACUCACAUAGCGUAACAAACACAAGUAUCAAUUCCAUUUUGGUUUUGCCUAUACUAUCUUGAUUUUUGAAAAGUCAACUUUAAAGACACACUUGUUAGUGUUUACAAUGUUUUUAUCAUAAAGGAAGUUUAAAAAAAGCUUAAACACAUUUUAAGAGUAGUAUAACUACAAGCAAUUCCCCUCAACAAUGAAGAGAAAGUAGUACUUUAAAUAAGUGAGAAUUUAAAAGAAAAAUAAAUACUAGAAAUCAAAUUUAGAUCUGGUUUAUGUGAAAUGUUUUAACACUGUACAUAAAUGUUCAAUUUACUUUCACAAUGAUCAAGAAUACUGCCCAUUACUGUCACGGUUUUCCAGAUACUAUGUAAUGAACUUGUAACCUUUUUUUUCCAGCUUCCUACUGAAUUGUGAGCUAUGACUUGUUUAAAACCUCAUCACUUUUCCGUUGCCAUAACUUUUUUUUUUUUUCCCAACAAAAAACCAAAGUGCAUUGUACGCCCUUUGGCCAGUCUUGUAUGUGCCUUGAUCCAACGCUACAUGUAUUCAGCUUUUAAAACUCGACAAAUUUUUCAUACUUCCUUAAAUAUGAAAAAUUGUGGUCUUAUUGCUGAAUAAAACAAAAAAAGUACAAAAUAAUCGUGUUUGCUUUUUCAAGAUUAUGUUCCUAUCACUAAAGUAGCAAAUUGCCCAGCACAGUAGUCCUAAAUAUCCCCAUGUAUUUUUCUAGGCAAAAAAAAUAAAUGUUGGCUACAGAUAAAAAGACAGCAGUA
This is a messenger RNA of Odocoileus virginianus texanus, 5622 nucleotides long. Lineage: Eukaryota; Metazoa; Chordata; Mammalia; Artiodactyla; Cervidae. The record is from RefSeq and is a predicted model, not a curated record.